Molecule: messenger RNA, 1401 nt
Organism: Aaosphaeria arxii CBS 175.79
Lineage: Eukaryota; Fungi; Ascomycota; Dothideomycetes; Pleosporales
Product: kinase-like protein
Exons: 6
Coding region: 1-1401 (466 amino acids)
Biological process (GO): protein phosphorylation; spliceosomal complex assembly; regulation of mRNA processing
Molecular function (GO): ATP binding; protein kinase activity
Source: RefSeq, a predicted model, not a curated record
AUGGAACGUGAGCAGGAAUUGACCAGAACUGAACCGUUGGAUCGAUACGGGCUGGGCGGUUUGCACCCCGUCCACAUCGGCGAUGUUUUUAAUGAAGGCCGCUACCGAAUCGUCGAUAAACUUGGGAGUGGACAAUCGGCAACGGUUUGGGUUGCUCGCGAUCAAUACACAAACGACUCUGUAGUUUCCUUGAAGUUCCUGAGCGCAAGUGAGACCGAGAAGAGCCAUAUCGAACUGAGCAUCUUCAGAAUGAUCGAAACGAUGAAUCUCGGUCACCCAGGACGUCAACAUGUGGCCAAGCUUCUGGAUCACUUCUAUCAUGAAGGCCCAAACGGGAUACAUUUGUGCACGGUGAUGGAGUUUGUUGGUCCUACCCUCUUCGAUGUGCUGGAUGUCUCACCAGGUGAGUGCAUGAAACCGAAUCUGGCCCGCCAUGUUUCUCGGCAGCUGCUACUUGCGGUGGAUUAUCUACACUCGAUCGGAAUUGUACACGGCGAUUUAAAUCACGGCAACAUCCUGCUUCGCUUACCCGAUCCUGACGAAUAUCUCAUCUUCGACAAGCCACAAGUUAGGGAAGUCAUAAACACCAAUGGAUUUCCUCUUGGUGCAGGAUACCCGAAAUAUGUCAUAGAACCUAUUCAAAUCGCCGAAGUAUGGGAAGAUGAUGUCGAGAUUUUUCACGAUAUACAAAUCAUCGACUUCGGAUCAUGCAAGUCUUUCACCUCCUUCCUUGACACGAGGCCUGACAGCGUUGCGCAUAUGCCUAUAAUAUUCACCCCUCCAGAGGUGAUCUUCGAGAAGCCAUUCACAAAGGCAAUCGAUAUCUGGACCCUCGCAUGUGUUACAUACACCAUCGCAACGGGAGACGAUCUCUUUGAGGGUGGACAAAGGGAUCGCCGCGAUCUGAUACCAGAGAUGUACAGAGCGAUAGGCGCAUCGGCUGCCCCGUGGCUUAUGGAUGCAAUAGUAGAUGCUCUGGCGCGUGACGUUUGGAAUACCUUACCACCUAUCCGAUUCCCUCUUUGGGAUGAUAGAAUGGCAACUCUGGAGGAACGCGUUCGAUUCAACAUUUUCUUCAAUAAGAAAGAAGAGGAUUCCGACGAAGACGACUCCAAUACCGAAUCACACGAAGAAGACUCCAUUGGCAAGAACAAUGUAGAGUUCACCGAGCUUCUACUCAACUACCUCAAGGCGAUGUUGGUCGUCGAUCCGGACAAGCGAGCCACGACAACGGAACUGCUUGAGUUAGAGUUUGUAAAGGACCUUGGAACGGAGUGGCUAGAAGUCAGCGACUUAUACAAGUCCGACACUAAUAGCGAGGGUGAAGAAGCCCAGACUGAUGAGGCCGAUCUGUCAAAUCAGAUGGCGCAGAUGACACUGAGGCGGAAACGCACGUCCUGA